GGCGUUUCAAAAAUGCAUCUCCAUCGCAACAUGCACGGCCCGAUGAAACAAAGUUCGGACACUGGACGGGAACAAAACCAAAGCAGCACCCUGCUUUUCGAAGAUCAGCCGUAGAUCAGGGCCCUUACUCUUCCACUCAUCAUCAUGGAUCCUGUAACCAUCGUUACUGCUGCAGCUUCUUUGGCAGGUGCCGUCCUGAAAGCCUCCUGGAAAGUGAAGGAGACCAUUGACGCAUACGACGACGCACCGCAGAACGUCGCAGACAUUGCUGAGGAGGUGCAUGCGGUACAGAUAGCGCUCCGACAGGUUGAAAGUGUCGUGCUCCAGGACCCUGAAGCCAUUGACCGGCUGGGAUUGGAGGAUGUCUUUACCGUGGCCGUCAACGGGUGCCAUGCAACGCUUCUUUCCAUCAGUAAAGAGUAUGAAGAUCUCUUCCUCCGAACUGACUGGAAGACAAAGAUCAAAGUUCUAUGGAAAGAUGGAGAAAUGACUCGGCUGCUUGGGCGAUUAGACCGCAAGAAGGCUACGUUGACGCUCUUGACACAGACUUUGAAUCUUCGAUCCACCCAGGACAUCAAGACGUUGUUGAUUCAAAAUCAGUCAACUUUGAAUGCCGCAAAACAGGACGUCCGAGAACCUGCGGCUUACUAUCCAGAGGUCCCUCACUUCCGGCCAGCGAGUCCCGACUCCUUGGAUGAAGGCAGUGUGGUCGGUGUUCCGAGGAACAGGGACUCUGUGAUUAGCACCACGGAGUUUGACUUUGAUUACGACCUGAUCAACACCAAGACAUAUCGACGAGCUCUACAAAGAUAUGCCUCUGUUAGCGCACGCAGCAACUCUUCAGUGGAGCAAAGGACGGACGAAUCGCCAAGUAUGACACCAGACCUCGAACCAGUUAUGGAGGAGGAAGCAGAAGUAGGGGAUCUCAUCAACUUUUCCUCUGAUAACUUUAGUUUUCAAACGCCACUGAGCCGAGCAACUACACUGCGACCAGAGUUAGAAGGCAUCGAAUUUGAUACUCCGCCUGCGACGCCGCCUAAGGACGUAACUCGAAAUAAUGCUCUGGCGUCUUCAGAGCACCUUGAAGCCGCUGGCUCGAAGAAAGAAGGAGGUUCUGAGCCAGCUGAUCCUUCGGAUGAAUCUAAGGCAAAGAGAUCAUCCUCCCGAAGGAAGCUAGACCGGCAUCCACCAAGACAUCUCACAGCAGCUGAAGCAGCGGCAGAGAAGUUUCACAGAAGAAGGAGGCAUGGAAAACCCGGCGCUUCGGCAGAUCAGGAACCCGAGGUAUCAUCCACCCCAAGCACCGGGACGCUCGGCCGAAGUGUCAGCUUUGAUGAAUCGCUUGCGGAUACCAUGUCUCAAUCUUCUGAAAAGAUAGAUAAGCUGAGAAGUCGGCGCAGGUGUGGACAUCCUGUGCACCAUAGAAGACGGCCUGGUAGGGAAGGUUCGUUCUCUUCCCGCGGAUCAGAUGAGUCAACUACAACAUUGGGCUCUGUCAAUACUUUGACAGACACUCUAGAACAUUUUAGUCUUUCGGGGCCGAAGGUAUUCGGAAAAGAGAAGGGGAGGCGAAGACAAGUCGCGUGAGACGUAGACUGGAGUUGGGGAAAACUUAUUCUCGAUAGCGGAAAUAGGAACGAUGUGAGACAAUGCGUCUAGAACAUAAUGUUCCAUAUAAAGUUGUCAAACUUGGGCUCGGUUUCCACACAGGAAGCCAUCAUACCCUGGAGGGCUGAGCUAAAUACUGGUAGUGUUCAAGCGGGGCGGAACUGCUAGUACCUUGAAGGAAGUGACGUGCUUGAAAUCAUCGCUACACUCAUCAGAUGCCGAUUCAAGAAUGUGAGUAGCGGCAUUGUCUAAUGGGAAAUGAAGAUGAGUGCUCCAGCUAGGAACUCAUCCACGACGCUAGGUGUGAUG
Molecule: messenger RNA, 1917 nt
Organism: Colletotrichum godetiae
Lineage: Eukaryota; Fungi; Ascomycota; Sordariomycetes; Glomerellales; Glomerellaceae
Exons: 2
Coding region: 145-1587 (480 amino acids)
Source: RefSeq, a predicted model, not a curated record